CACAAUUCUUCACUCGUCGGCACGGACGACGCGGAGGGCGGAGUGCAGAGGGCGGAGGGAGAACGAACGGCGGUAGAGCGACGGUACUGACAGGCAACACGAGCCCACGCACGGCGCAUGCAACCCGCGUAAACAGCCCAGCGAGCAACGUCUUUGGUUCUGCGUAAUUUACCAUGACAACCGAAUCAGGCGCAGACUCUGAGGCCAGGCAGCAGCAGCAGCAGCAGCAAGAGGAGAGCGUAGCGGCUCCCAAGGAGAACCCAAAAGCUGCUGAACCCGCCUCACCUCAGAACCAACUGGAGCAGUUUCCCGCCGCCGUGGGGCACAGCACGCCGGCCAGGAAAGAACAGGAUACGCCAGAGGAAGACCAAGAGUCCCGCCAGUCAUCCACCAGUCGUCUGUCCAGGUCUCCUUUAAAAGGAGUGAAGAAGGUGAAGAUCAUGCAAUGCAAGGUGACACUAUUGGAUGGUUCUGACUACACCCUGAAUGUGGAGAAGCGGGUCAAAGGUCAAGUUCUCUUUGACAAAGUCUGCGAUCACCUCAAUCUGUUAGAGAAGGACUACUUUGGGAUUACUUACAGAGAUGUGGAGAAACAGAAGAAUUGGCUGGAUCCUACUAAGGACCUGAAAAAGCAGAUCAGGACUGGUCCCUGGAACUUUGCUUUUAAUGUGAAGUUCUACCCUCCAGACCCCUCCCAACUGACCGAGGAUAUCACAAGGUACUACCUGUGCCUGCAGCUCCGAGGUGACGUGGUUUCUGGUCGCCUCCCCUGUUCCUUUGCCACCCACACCGUUCUGGGCUCGUACACUGUGCAGUCGGAGCUGGGCGACUACGAUCCCGAGGAGCUGGGCAGCGACUACAUCAGCGAGCUACGCUUUGCACCCAACCAGACCAAAGAGCUGGAGGAGAAAGUCAUGGAGCUCCACAAGACUUAUAAGGGGAUGACUCCGGCUGAAGCGGAAAUGCAUUUCCUGGAAAAUGCAAAGAAGCUGUCCAUGUACGGUGUAGAUCUCCACCAUGCCAAGUUGGUAGGGCGUCUCUAUCAAGGCUUGGCUCGUGCGCCGGGUGAGGACUCGGAGGGUGUGGAGAUCAUGUUAGGAGUGUGUGCCAGUGGUCUCCUCAUCUACAGGGACAGGCUGCGCAUCAACCGCUUUGCCUGGCCCAAAAUCCUCAAGAUCUCCUACAAGAGGAACAACUUCUACAUCAAAAUCCGGCCCGGCGAGUUUGAGCAGUUUGAAAGCACUAUUGGCUUCAAGCUUCCCAACCACCGUGCUGCCAAGCGGCUGUGGAAGGUCUGCGUUGAACAUCACACCUUCUUCAGGCUUGUGUCCCCCGAGGCGCCCCCAAAGAAGUUCCUCACCCUCGGCUCCAAGUUCCGCUACAGUGGCAGGACGCAGGCGCAAACUCGCAGGGCCAGCUCUCAGAUCAUUCGACCGGCCCCCUUCUUCGAGCGCUCCGCCAGCAAACGUUACAACAUGUCACGCAGCUUGGACGGAGCGCCCAUCGCAGAGAACCACGAGACUCUGAUGAGGGACAGCGACAGCGCCGCCAACGCCAGGGGAGACAUUAUCACCACGGUGACCACCGAAAAGAAGGCGGAGGAAGAGAAGGCGGAGCGGGAGGAUGCCCGUGCGGACACGACCGCCGACGCCGGCACCCCGACGCCGGUCAGACAAGAAGCAAAGCGCUCCCCCUGUGCCUUCACCGCCAGCGCCCUCGGCUCUGAGCUCUCACUCCCUUCAUCCCCCGUGUCAUCAACAAAAGUGCGGCGGCGGCGCAGGGAAACCGCGCGCAAACGGGCCUCCUCUGUGAGCCCGGUCAAGGACGGCGCCGGCCGCCGCCGCCAGCAGGCCCGCUCAGAUCGCCAAGCAGCCCUACUGGCGGAGCGGGCAAUGCUCCUGUCGGCCCGCAAGCGGCGGCUGGAACAAACCGGCGGUGCGCGCGGUGGCACGCUCUUCUCCUUCUCCCUGCACCUACCCGACCUGUCGGCUGUCCUGGACGAGGACGGCUACCUCAGCUUCCCCGACCUGUCGGAGAUGCGCUUCCUGCCUGAGUGCGCUCAGAACUUUGUGCCCAUCAAGUCGCCGUCGCUCAUCCCCUGCUUCCUCUUCAUCUUCUUCUUUCUGCUGUCCACCUCCUUCUCCGUGCCCUACGCCCUCACCCUCUCCUUCCCCCUGGCGCUGUGCCUCUGCUACCUGGAGCCCAAGGCAGCCUCGCUGACCGCCUGCAUAGCCCAGGGCUACCAUGACUAUGACAGUUCAGAGGAAGAGGAGACCGACAGCGAACAAACUGACUUUGCCUUCGACGGGGAUAUUACUGCCACGGAGUCGGAUGCGGACGACGACUCUGAGAUGCCCACUCAGGACACAGAGCCCCCCGCUGAGAUGGUCAAGCACCAGACCAACAUCAGCGAGCUGAAGCGCUCCUUCCUGGAGACGGACGCCGGCGUCCCAGGCCUCACUGAAUGGGAGCGGAGGCUCUCCUCGUCCCCGGCGCGCUCGCCCAGAUCUGACGAGCCGCCAAUGAUAGAACCUCUGGAACAGGAACAGCAGGAUGAAGAAGAUGAAAAGCCCGCCGGAGAUGAGACAAAGGCAGAACCUCAAGUGACCGAGGCGGCAGAAUAUCUGCUGAAAUGCCCUGCGGAUAGUUCCCUAGCAGACGGAACGCCCCCGCAGGAGAUUAGCCCGUCGGCCACUAUGGACGAUGACGUUUUUGCAGCGGAGGAGAAAACCCCCGACUCCCGGGACCAGUUGUCCGAAAUGUCCGUGGAUAGGCUGAGCCCGGGUUCCGUCAGAGAGGAAGUGUCCCAAGCCAUCACCGACAAAAGAGGCAUGCUCAUCAUAUUGAAGGAGGCCGAGGUGGAAGCGGAAGGGAAAGACGAUGUGGGAAAGCUCCUCUUGAGUAAGAUGGAGGCGCUGGUGGAGGACGCGUCUCCAGUCAAAGGCUCGCCCAAGAAGGCCAUGGCCUCGUGGGUGUCGGAGGUGGCGAGAGCUGAGGAGUCUGAGGACUUCAGAGUGCUGACGGAGGAGAUGCCCAAGACCUUUGAGCAGUCAAAGCCCGACGUGGCUCAGAUUACGCACUCGGAGGCCGCGCCCUUAGCAGUGUCGACUCUCGGAUGGAUUUCUCCUUCUGUGACUUCUGAAAAGGCAUCAGCUGACCUGGAGCAGAAGAAACAUGUUGCCAUGGAGAUGGAGGCAGCGCCGGAAGACCGUACACGUAUGGAAGUGGACGCGGUCUGCGCCAAAGAGAUGCCCGUGGUUCAUACAGAGACCAAGACUAUCACGUACGAGUCUGCUGCGAACGACAUGAACGGCGACACAGACCCCGGCGUGUUGCUAAGCGCCCAAACCAUCACCUCGGAAACCACCAGCACUACCACCACCACACACAUCACCAAGACUGUGAAAGGAGGCAUUUCAGAGACGAGAAUCGAGAAAAGGAUUGUCAUCACGGGAGACUCCGAAAUCGACCACGAUGAGGCUCUGGCUCAGGCCAUAAAGGAGGCCAAAGAGCAGCAUCCUGACAUGUCAGUGACCAAAGUAGUGGUACAUAAAGAAACAGAGAUCACGCCAGAGGAGGGGGAGGACUGACCCAGGAGUAACCACGACAUCCCAGAAUUCCACUGUCGACGGCGGGACCUGAAACUCUUCCUCUCCCUUCCUCAUACUCCAGCUUGGCCGCUAGUCGCAACCAUCCAACCUGCAGAAGUUAAAAAAGGAACGCAUGCAGCGAAGGAUGCAAUAUGGCAUUAUUGUUAUCGUCAUCACACAUCCAAGCGAGAUUAUCCCGGAAAAAACUGUACGGUUUUAAAAAAAAAAAAAGUAGAAGUAAUAAUAAUUAAAGCAAGUUGCUUUCACUGCCUUAUGACCUAAAAGCGUUUUUAUGAAAGUAAUUGUUGUAGCCAGCUUUUUGUUUUUAUUUAUGAAAAGCCAUCACUCCAAACAAGUUGCAUAGACGUUUAGCGCGUGCACUCUUUACCCUUCCUAUAGAUGGAUUUCGCAUCAACUAUGCCACUUAAUACAAACACUUGGCCAUUUUCGUUCAUUUCUCAUUGUUGAUUUUUUUUGUUGUCGUUUUUACUUGAACUGCAUUUUUUUAACAAUCAUAUCAGUGUUUUUUUGUGUGUUUGCAUCGACGCUAUGACGAGGCUUUUCAUCAGCAAGACGCCAAGGAAAUCAUUUGAAUGUGCCUGUUCAGGCUUUGAAUGUGUCCGCUGUAUGCCAGCCCCUCGUAGCACCACCCGUCUCCAUCGCCAAGUACGUUUAACUCCCGAUGUUUGGGAAAAGUGACAGAUGUGUGUCUGUUUUGAAUUGCAGUUUGCUUCUCCGGUUAAUAAAACGUUGACACAUCACAAUAAAAA
Molecule: messenger RNA, 4360 nt
Organism: Syngnathus typhle (broad-nosed pipefish)
Lineage: Eukaryota; Metazoa; Chordata; Actinopteri; Syngnathiformes; Syngnathidae
Product: band 4.1-like protein 3
Exons: 26
Coding region: 174-3590 (1138 amino acids)
Biological process (GO): cortical actin cytoskeleton organization
Cellular component (GO): plasma membrane; cytoskeleton
Molecular function (GO): actin binding; structural molecule activity
Source: RefSeq, a predicted model, not a curated record